UUCAAUUCAGGGUGAGUGCUUAGUACAGGUAAACAUUGUUGCACAUCCAUAUAGGUUUAAUACCAUUUCAAACAAAAGAUUGGCACAACUUCUGUUUAAUAAAAACACAUGUAACAGCUUGUUACCCUGUCCAGCUAAAAAUCAAACAUCAGUGUAUGGUUUUUUUGCAAACAAGUUUUCAUGACAGUAGGAUAAAAGGCUGUACAUUUGUGCAAUCGUUAUAUAAUGUGUCUGCCAUCUCCCGAAUUAUGUCCACUUUGCAUAUUAUGAUUUAUGUUGCGUUUGUUCUUGUCGCAUGUUAGUUUUACGAGAAUAUAGCGAAAAAGUAACGAAGGUUUUUUUACUGCUAUGUAUAUUUAUUCUACAUUUACAAUACGAAUUAAGAUAUAACAAAGCUCUUAUUCCAAACUGAACAAAAACAUUGCUAGAGUUGCAUUGUUUUAAAGAUCAAGCAAGUUACAGAAACAGAAAUUAGGGACAUUAUUUGUACAUCUCGGGAAAUUAAAUAAGAAAUAAUAUAUAGAAUUAAAGAUUUUUAAUACACAUUGGCGAUUGCAUGAGAACCGCUUAUCAGAAUUUAAAAAAUUAAGAGGCCUGGAACAAGCAAUCAAGUAUUAUUUUGGCAAAAAAAAUAAUGUUAAUCAAUUAACCUUUAUAAUAUCUUUGCAUUGUUAAAGUCUGAAUGCACACCCCUUAACAGGUCUAAAAUUACUGAUGAAAGAAAAUGUCUGAAUUUGCUAUUACUGAAAUAUGACAUCAUAAUUCAUGCAGCAUAAUUAAAUCUGAAAUUCUUUAAAUGUAAAUAUCUUAAGAAUGAAAAGAGCUUUUUAAAAAAUUUAAAAAAACUUAAGCUCUAUAAUAUAAGUCCAACAUCAUUUUAUACCUUUAAGGCCACUAUUAUUAAGGCCACUGGAAGUUAAUUCUUUGUUCAUGGUAAUUUGUUGCGAUAAAACUAAAAUGCGCAAUGCGCUAAUUUUGUAAUCACAAAAAUAGUUACGUUGUUAAUAAAAGUUUCUUAAAUUUUUAUGUAAUUUAUAUAACAAAAAUUAGCUACUUUCGCUAAAAUACUAAAUAAGAAAAAACAGUUGUCGUAACACCCUCCUCCGUUGCUACUUUUAUUAUUUUUUUUUGUGGUUUCAACCAUACAUUCUCAAUAAAAUUAUUUUUAUUUUGGCGACCGACCAACCGAUUAGAAUAACUAAUUAAAUUGGAGUCGUCUUAAGUAAUUGAAUGGGUAUUCACACAUAAAAAGCACAUGCGUAUGGGAAAAUAUGUUUCUACAACAACUGUAUUCAAACCUUUUUUACCCAUUAAAAUAGCAGUUUCAGUUGCUGUUCUUUUAUAACAAAAUAUGGAUCUAAGGGCAUUUUUCUCGUCAUUUUAGAACAAUGUACGAAGAUUUUUAAGCUUUAAAGGCACGUUUUCUUCGUUAUUUUAUAACGAAAUACGGAAAUCUUAAGCUUUGCAGGGUCAUGUUUAAGUUUCAUAAUGUUUGUCGCUUUAGAAAAAAUUAUGCCAGUUAUAAAGCUUUGUGUCAAACCAUUUUCGUAGUUUCGUAAUGAAUUCUGACAUCUUACAAACAAAUCGUUAUCUUCAUAUUUGUUUUUUGUAACAGUUUUGUCUUAUAUUAUUGGAUCUUAGUUUAUUUUGAACGUUUAUGAAUUCCUCAAAAACACUGGUAGAAAAAUUAAAUACCUGGUUGUUCAACAAGGCAAUUUUUUGGAGAUAUAGUCAGGAUCCAUACACUUGAAAAUUAUUAUUGGAUAAAGAAAUUUGCAAUAUCAAACAAAAAUUCAAUUAUGUAAACAUUUGCCUUGUAUUUACCUUUUUUAAUAUCUAGAUACUAUCUUCACCCUCUUGGUGCCUGGGUUAAAGAGUGGAAGGAAAAAUGUUUUUGAGAUUUUGCUAGGAAUUAAGUUUUAAAAACCAUAAGCCAUUAAUGAAGGCAUUUCAAUAUGCAAAAUUUCUGGUCACAGAAACGGAAAAGAUUUUGGCCAUUUUGGACAGGUGCUACGACAACAACAACAACAACUUAAUGCAGAUGCAUUUUCAGGCCAAUUUCUUGGUAUUUCAACAGCCAUGCAUGCAGUUAGCUUGGUCAUGAUUUCUUUCAUUUAGAUAUCUGAAUAAAUCAUAACCGUUUGAACACUAACAUCUCUAUUAACAAUUUAUUGCAACUCUUCUAACGUUUUGAUCUCAUUAAUCAUAAGUCAACUUUCCAAAUAAUGUCAUACUCUUUGAUGAGUAGAUUGUCAGGAUAAACAUAACAUGUUAUCCGUUUAUGAAAUAUGAAAUAUCUUCACAUCAUUACUUUCAUAACUGCAAAGCUGGUUUUUGCACAAAGUGAUUUGCCAAUUUUAUAUAAAGCUUGCCCAGAUGCUGUUACCAUCCCACCUACCAAAAAUUUUAUGCCUUUGGGAAGCCAACCUGGUGGAACAUGGCUGCGACUAGGUAGCUUAUCAAAACGUUUAAGAUGUGACUGGGUAAUUUACACUCCAGAUCCACAAAAAUAUGACAUCAAUAUUCUUUAUCUUGAGAUGUUUUUGCAAGGUCCUAAACGUGAUGGUCAGUGUACAAAUCAAAAGCUUCAUAUAUACUACAGAAAUGUUAAGCCACAAGCUUAUUGCAAACAGCUCUAUCCACAUGAUAAAUUAUCAUACAAUGGUAAUGUCAAAAUCUCAUCAAAACAAACUGGGAUGUCGUUCCCAUUUUACAUGAAUUUGUACAUAGAAGCAACAACUAAAGGAUGUGCAUCAGAUGUAGCCAUGAAGGAUGGUCAACUCUCAUAUUUCUUUCAAAACAAGGCACAGCCUAAUAAGCACUGCAUAUGGUUUCUACCAGAAGUUAAGAAAUCAAAAAUCCUCUAUCUGAUCUUUUUGAAUAUCACACUUAAUCAUAAGAAAAAUAUGGAAUAUUCAUGUGUUGCCUACCAUGAUGAAGCCUUGUGGGUAACACAGUGGCGGCAAAACAAUGCAUCAAUUGUGUGGAAAUUAUGCACCUCCUAUUUUCAUUACCCAUUGGUUGUAUCUCUUCUUGAAAGUCAAAGAAGUUCUGUCACGUUACACACAAACAGAUAUAGUACAUUGCCAAGUUUUUCAGCAACAGGAUUUCUUUCAGACCAAGAUUGUGGUGGCAACUCAUACAAUCAGAGUGGUACAAUUUCCCCUCCCAUGAGCAAUUCUAAAUAUGGUGUUGACGGAGGGUAUGCAAACAACAAAAGAUGUGUUUGGUUGCUACAAACGAAUAUUGCAUAUUCAAUGUUAAAUACUUAUCUUGUGUUUCACUACCUGGAUUUGGAACAUACACAUGGCUGUGUGCACGAUUAUGUUGAAAUAUUUGAAUUAACAAACGCAACUUCGCCGUACCAGUCGUCGGUAAAAUACUGCAAUGAAAUGAAUGUUAAAAUACCUCAACAAAAUCGAUAUGAACAAAAUGUUAUACUCCGCUUUAUUUCAGACAGUGGAAUAAACAAGAAGGGCUUUGAAAUCUCCUAUUUUCGAUCAGCUAAGGAUUGUAAAGGUACUCCAUUCACAAAAGUGAGCAAUUCAUAUCAUAACAUCUUAAGACACAAUACUUCAUCCCCUAAUCAAAUGUGCUCAUGGUUUUACUAUGCUGACAGAGAGUUUGUCUUGAACGUCCAACUGUUUAUCACAGUAAAUUUGGCAACAUCUCAUUGUACUGGUAACAGAUUGUCAAUAUACACAGGAGUUUUGGGUACCAAGGCAAAACCUUCAUACAUGUUAUGUCGCAACAGGUCAUUGCGUAUAAAAGCAAGUAGAGUUCUUUUGGUUUUUGAAACAGAUUCAGAUAUUUUCGCUAGAAUAUUAGAAGCACGAAUGAUGUUUUAUUUUGAGUCGAUCCCACCUCAAUUUACGUCAUCCAUUUCUCCAACAUCAGCAUCAGCUAGUUAUCCAUUCAGCACGUCAAUCAUUUUACCAACUGUUAAAAGUGAAAAUAGUGUCCAGGAAAAGAAGUUCAAUUUCUUAUACUUCAUUAUUGCUGGUGUGGCAGUUCUUAUUAUUUUCAUUGUUGUGCUACUACUAUGUCUUAGAAGAAGAAAAAACAGAGCUGUAAAACAAGCAAAAAACUGUUCUGCGAAACCCACGGCUCCGUUGGACAUGUCGAAAAGACCAAGUGAAAUACCUCUUGUUGACACUAUUGCUAGCAAGAAAAGCAAUUCAUUGAAGAAGAUCCUGAAAAACAAAUUGCAGUCUUCAUUUGGAUCUCACAUAGAUGAAUCCAAAUUUGACUGGCAGGAUAAUGAUAGCGAUGUUGUUGUUAAUGAACAUGUAAAGCUUGACAGUGGAAGCUUUUCUGAAAAUAAGGAGGAAGCCAUCUGUGAGAUGUAUGAAAGCAAAGAAGAAAACAGAAAUUCACAAAUUAGCAUCUCUUCUGAAGAUUUAGAAAGACGUAGGCAAAGCGGUGAUGCUGUUGGUCAGAUUUUUUAUGGUGAAGAAAAAGGCGACAAGAAAAGUUCCAAGCGACCUGAUUCAUACAUAUUUCAUUCCAAUACUUUGGAGUUGGAUGACAGUACAAUACCUAAAAGACCUAUAACGUAUUCACGUGAUGUACAGGACGAUCUCAAGAAAGAAGUACCCUCUUCAACUGCAAAUAUAGUGCUACAUGAUGUCAUUUCUCAAAUGCCACAACAAAAAAGCUUAUCAGCCAGUAACAUGUAUGAUGCCAUGAAUGAGAAAGAAAACCUUGAGACCAAGGAUAGAUCAUCCACAAAUGAUUUAUAUGAUUCAAUGAAUGAAAACGAGUUGCGUUCAUUAAAAGAAAAUCGUUCAUCAUCCAAUAAUCUUUAUGGUUCUACAAAUGGUUCAGACUUGACUUGUGGAGAAAUUUAUUCAUCUUCAAGCAACCCUCUUUAUGGAAGCACCAAAGAAACAACUACACCAACAUCGAAGCCUUCAACAGUGGUAUAUCAUGGUUUGACAAUGUCGUCUAGCCAUGAAGAUGAUUACGCUGAUCUUGAUGAUGAAAACUAUGCAUGUCCAGACUCACAAACAUACAAAAAAGAGCAAGACAAUCCACAAUAUGCAGGAACGACUCCUGUCUUGGUUGAUAAUCUUUAUGCUAGCCCUGGCAGUUAUUAUCAAAAGGAUAACCCGUUGUAUGAAUAACUGAGACAACAAUUCUAUGUAUGAAUAAACGAAGCAAAGCGAUUUUAAGAGCACGAUACAUACAUAGAAAAAGUUAUGGUUGAAAGUAGAGUAAAUUAUUAAUGAAUAUUAAAAUUUUAUACCAAAUAAUGUCUAAGAUGAUACAUUGAUAUAAAAAAUACAAAUAAGAAAUAAGAAAUAAAUUAAUAUAUUAAUAAAUAAUAUUGUAGUAAUGAAAAAAAUUAUACGAUUAAUAGAAAUUAUAUGAUAAUGCAUUUUAUAUCGAAUUUAUCUAAAUAUUUUUAACUGAGAUUUAUUAGAAAUAUUUUUAUUGUUUAUAUCGAAUUUGUUAUUGUAAAUAUGUUAUUAUUUUUCAUAUUAUUUUAUAUUUUUUUAUCUACACUUAGUUUUUUUACUAAAUCUUUUGGUUCUUAUUGUUAAUAAAGAAUUUAUAGUAAGCCUUAGUUUACGUUUCUAUAAUAAUAGCCGCAUUUUAUCUGUGGGUCAAAAGCACGAAAUAUUCAAGCUGCGAAUAACAAAUGCGAUAUACUUUUAUCGACUUUGCUGUGAUGGCGAAUUCUCGUGAAUUUUUCAAGGGCUUACGAGUAGUUUAUAUAAUAAUGCUCACUGUCUGUCUGAACCAAAGAUGAUAGAUUUAAGUAAACAUAUUCAAACUGUUCGAGCAGUUAAAAAAAAUACAUUUCUGCUCUCUUGGUAGAUUAUUUAAAAUAUUUUUUGAAGAUUUGUUUAAGAUGAAAAAAAUAUAUUAAAAUUAUCAUCAGAGGAAAAUUUUGAUAAUAUAUACUACUUUGAUAAUAUAUGCCACGUUUAUAAUAUAUGCCACGUUCUAUAUGCGACAUUGAUAAAUACGCUGAUAAUAUCUACCAUUAAUAUAUCUCACAUUGACAACCUAUAUGUUGUCUUUUACUAUUGCAGACUAUAUCUGAAAUUAAACUUAUUUUGUAACAUUUUGAAAUGUCAGUUUUUACCUCCAGAUUACUUACGCCAAAA
Molecule: messenger RNA, 6116 nt
Organism: Hydractinia symbiolongicarpus
Lineage: Eukaryota; Metazoa; Cnidaria; Hydrozoa; Anthoathecata; Hydractiniidae
Exons: 24
Coding region: 2289-5126 (945 amino acids)
Source: RefSeq, a predicted model, not a curated record